CCCGCUCCGCCGCCAUGGGCCGCGGGGCCGCCCCGCUCCGCCGCCUGCUGCUCUCCCUGCUGCUGCUGCCCGCCGCGGGGACGGGCGCGCCCGGAGCCUCCUUAACGCUGGGGGAACCGGAGACGGCGGAGGAGCUGAUGGAGUACCGCGACCCUUGCAAAGCCGCUGCCUUUUGGGGAGAUAUCGCUUUAGAUGAAGAUGAUCUGAAGUUGUUUCAGAUAGACACAACUGUUGACUUAACAAAGCACUCAGAUGGCAACGCAAGACACACUUCAGGAGGCCUGGGAGAAGAGGUGUCAAAUGAAAAUGCCACUUCAACCAACCACAGUGACAAAGCAGUUAUAAAGGACGGCAGGCAGAACACAACGCUCACAAGGAGCCCAAAGGGGAAGGAAUCCGAAGAUGAGUCUGGGAUGGAUGCACACUCCUCUCCCAGAGUGCGCAGGGCAACCACGUCCAGGGCGGAGAGGAUCUGGCCAGGGGGGGUCAUCCCCUAUGUGAUCGGAGGAAAUUUCACUGGAACCCAAAGAGCUAUCUUUAAGCAAGCAAUGAGGCACUGGGAGAAGCACACUUGUGUGACCUUUGUGGAGAGAACUGAUGAAGAGAGCUUCAUUGUGUUCACGUACAGAACGUGUGGGUGUUGCUCCUACGUGGGUCGCCGAGGAGGGGGCCCUCAGGCUAUAUCCAUUGGAAAGAACUGUGACAAGUUUGGUAUUGUGGCUCAUGAGCUGGGUCAUGUGGUGGGUUUCUGGCAUGAGCACACACGGCCUGACAGGGACCAGCAUGUCACUAUCAUCAGAGAGAACAUACAGCAAGGUCAGGAGUACAACUUUUUAAAGAUGGAAGCUGGGGAAGUGAACUCACUUGGAGAGACCUAUGACUUUGACAGCAUCAUGCACUAUGCUAGGAACACAUUCUCCAGAGGCGUUUUCCUCGACACCAUCCUUCCCCGCCGUGAUGACAAUGGGGUCCGGCCAACUAUUGGUCAGCGCGUUCGCCUGAGCCAGGGAGACAUCGCUCAGGCAAGGAAGCUGUACAAAUGCCCAGCUUGUGGAGAGACCUUGCAAGAUUCAACAGGUAAUUUCUCAGCCCCUGGCUUUCCAAAUGGCUACCCCUCCUAUUCCCACUGUGUCUGGAGGAUCUCGGUGACCCCAGGGGAGAAGAUUAUGUUGAAUUUCACAUCGAUGGACUUAUUUAAAAGUCGCCUUUGCUGGUAUGAUUAUGUGGAGGUGCGUGAUGGCUACUGGAGGAAGGCUCCGUUAUUGGGUAGAUUUUGUGGUGACAAGAUUCCUGAACCAGUAAUCUCCACGGACAGCAGGCUGUGGAUCGAGUUCCGGAGCAGCAGUAACAUCCUGGGCAAAGGCUUCUUUGUGGUCUAUGAAGCUAUUUGCGGUGGAGAAAUACACAAAGAUGCUGGCCAGAUCCAGUCUCCCAAUUACCCAGAUGACUACAGACCUUCCAAAGAGUGUAUCUGGAAGAUCACAGUUUCUGAGGGUUUUCACAUAGGAAUCACAUUCCAAGCCUUUGAGAUUGAGUGGCACGAUGCGUGCUCUUACGACUACCUGGAGAUCCGAGAUGGCCUCACUGAACAGAGCCCACUCAUCGGCCACUUCUGUGGCUACGAGAAGCCAGAAGACAUCAAGUCCAGUUCAAACAAAGUAUGGAUGAAGUUUGCAUCUGAUGCAACCAUCAAUAAAGCAGGCUUUGCAGCAAAUUUCUUUAAAGAGAUGGAUGAAUGUUCCCUACCGGACAAUGGUGGGUGUGAGCAGCACUGUGAGAACACACUGGGCAGUUACAAAUGCACCUGUGAGCCUGGCUAUGAGCUGACAGCUGAUAAAAAGAGCUGUGAAGCUGCCUGUGGGGGCUUCAUCACCAAGCUCAAUGGGACCAUUACUAGCCCUGGAUGGCCCAAGGAAUAUCCUACUAACAAAAACUGCGUCUGGCAGGUGGUAGCUCCAGCCCAGUACCGGAUCUCUCUGCAGUUCGAAGUGUUUGAGCUGGAAGGCAAUGAUGUCUGUAAAUAUGACUAUGUUGAGGUUCGUAGUGAGCUGGCUUCUGAUUCCAAGCUACAUGGCAAAUUUUGUGGCUCAGAGAAGCCUGAGGUAAUCACGUCAUACGGCAACAACAUGAGACUGGAGUUCAAAUCCGACAACACUGUCUCCAAGAAAGGCUUUAAAGUUCACUACUUUGCUGACAAGGAUGAAUGCUCCAAAGACAAUGGUGGUUGCCAGCACGAAUGUAUCAACACCUUUGGGAGCUAUAUGUGCCAGUGCAGAAAUGGCUUUGUGCUGCAUGAAAACGGCCAUGACUGUAAAGAAGCUGGUUGUGAGCACAAGCUGAGUGGUGCAGAGGGAACGAUGAGCAGUCCCAACUGGCCUGACAAGUAUCCCAGCCGGAAAGAGUGCACCUGGGACAUCUCUGCAACACCUGGCCACCGAGUGAAAGUAACCUUCAAUGAGUUUGAGAUUGAGCAGCACCAAGAAUGUGCCUAUGACCACUUAGAAAUGUAUGAUGGGCCCAACAGCAAGUCACCUGUCCUUGGCCGCUUCUGUGGCAGCAAGAAACCAGACCCUGUAGUGGCUUCUACCAACAAGAUGUUCCUUAGGUUUUACUCUGAUGCUUCUGUGCAAAGGAGAGGUUUCCAGGCAAAGCACAGCACAGAGUGCGGUGGGCUCUUAAAGGCUGAAGUACAAGCUAAGGAUCUAUAUUCCCAUGCUCAGUUUGGGGACAACAACUACCCAGGUCAAGCCAACUGUGAAUGGGUGAUUGUAGCUGAAGAUGGCUAUGGGGUGGAGCUAAUAUUCCAGAUAUUCGAGAUAGAAGAGGAGGCUGACUGUGGGUACGACUACAUGGAGAUUUACGAUGGGUACGACAGCACUGCACCUCGUCUGGGACGCUUCUGUGGCUCGGGGCCUCUGGAAGAAAUCUACUCUGCAGGGGAUUCCAUUAUGAUUCGAUUCCAUACAGAUGACACCAUCAACAAGAAAGGAUUUCAUGCCCAAUACAUAAGUACCAAAUUUCAGGAUGCAUUGCACAUGAGAAAAUAGCUUGACUCCUCCUCACAGAUAUUCCCCAUUUGAAGAUUGAGACAUUUAACUGUGAUCUUUGUCUUUUUUUUUAAAGCUUCUGUGCACUUGGCCAAAAGCAGUGUACAUUAUUUUCUGUAACUAAAACUAAAUCCAGUCUCAAAGGUUUGCCUCUGCAAUUAUUAGCAUGACCCUUUCUUGUUAACCUACCCAGGACCAAAAAAAUUGUCUUUUAAUCAUACCUGCCAGGACAUAAGCGUUGUAUUUUGCACAACUUGCCAUGGGGCUGAAUGAAGACUGAACUUGAAUUGAGAAUAGCCUUCGUCUCUUGCAUAUCUUGUUUCUAGGUGACAUUUCCCAAGCAUCCACAUGAGCUGUCUGAACAUAUUUUCUGGAGCAAGUGUUUUGGACAGCCAUCCAGUAGGCUUUUUUCAAAGGACUUUGUGAGCCACCUGCUCUCCCCUAUCUGCCCCAACUACUCUGUGCAAUAAGAGAACAACCAGAUGGCUGUGCCUGCAUCACUCUUUCUGUCCUGUCUAUUAUUGUCUUGCUUAUUAUUGAGUGGAGAGCCAGGCAGGGGACAGGGACAGUCUCUUCUAGCUACUUAGAUUCCAGGGAAUGAGGAGGACUCAGUAUUUGGUUUGUAGUAAUUAUCAUGGUAUAUGUUGAAUGGAAGUACUUCAAUGCAGUGCCCAAGGCAAUUCUGUGGUGGGAUGCAAGGCAAAGCUGUGUGAUGGUGGCAAAGCUUAGUAACAGGAGUGCUGACAGCAUGCUCCAGUUACACCACUGUGCAAGGCAGCCCAGAGGGCUGUGGCAGCAGUCCAGGCCCUGUCUUAAAUAAGGAAUCUAUCCUUCUCACUCUACCCAUGCCUGCUUUCUCAGCCUUCUUUACACUGCUUCCUCUCUGUACUGCCACUUCCCUGUGAGCCCUUCCUUUUCACAGCGGAGCUGCUCUCCCCAGGGCUCCCUUCCACAACCUGGGAGUACUCUGCAACUUCAGCUGGCCAGAACAUCUCGCUGAAGAAAACACUGGGGAAGUCAGGGAAAGGCAGGAAAGUCAGUCCCUGAGGCAGAGGGACACAGGCCAUGCUACAGGUCAGCUUUGGUGAUCUCUGGGGACCUGUCAAACGUGCAAGCUGCAGGCAUGGGGCUAGGAAUGGAAGAGUUCUUCUUGUUUCUGCUUCCUACCCAUUUGUCACUGGUGCAUGGCCCAGUCUCUUAACUUCACAGCAAGGAUGCAAGUGAGAUGGUGACUUUGACUUAGAGCACUUAGAGCUACAAGGCUCAGACAUGUUCUUGUUUGCUUGUGAGAGCUACCCAGCCACAGGCUUGAAGAAUUAACCAGUAGCUUUAUGCUUCUUUCAGAAAAAAAAAAAUGGAAAAGUGUGUUUUGGGGGAACCACUGUAACUGAGCAGUUGACAUGGGAGGAAAAAAAUACUUCAUUCUGAAUGUUUCAUUAAGGCACUCAUGGGCAAUUAUGAGCUAAAAGCUGAGGUAUGUUAGCUUUAAUAAAGUAUUUAUAAUCCAAGGAUUAUUAUGUUUACAUAACCAUUGUGCUGUCAGGCUUUGGAGUGGCACCUCCUCUCUUGCGUAUGACUGUGGAGAAGUGUGGGGCCAGUGCCACUGUCUGUCACAAACAACAUUCCUGGAGAUAAGGGCUUUUUCAGAUGGAUAAUAAAUAGACUCAGCCCUCUCCAGAAAUCCUUGAAUAGAAUAUGGGCCAAGUAUUGUGAAUACUAGGAGAAGCAAAUGCAUGAAAAUAUUUUCUUGCUUAGACCAAGAAAAGUAAAGUAAUUUAUACAUACACACAGAGGAUUAUAUGUAUAUAAAAUGUGCAUGUAGAAGACCAGUAGUCAAAGCCUUAACAAGUGUAAUGUGAACAAUACUGUACCAUUGACUAUAGCUUUAUUGCAGGCUGUAUAAAAUCAUGUUAUCUCUAUUUUAGUUUUGGGGGUUUUGUUUGCAUUAUUUUAGCUCUGCUUUGUUUAGUUUUCCAAAUUUUGUGGCGUUUUUACAGGCAAGACCUCUGAUCUCAAGCUGUUCGACCAUGCAGGUCUGGGGAAGUGAGCUCUGCUAGAUGGGGUGUGCAUUUGUCCUUCUCUUCUUUGCUCCAGUUGAAGCAAAAUUACAGUAACUCAGGUCUGGACAUAAAAAUGUGACAUCAAUCCCUGUGAAACAGAACCAAAGUUUCAGGUGACAAGCAGCAGUUCAAGUUUCCUGACCUUUUAGUGGCAGCAAUGACUCUAGAGAAAAGGGACUAUAGCAGGUUCCCAUGUACAUUAACAUCUCUUUUCCAUGUUCUGGUAAUUGCCCAUACACCCUAGACUGGUUUGAUGCAGAUGCUUGCAAUGUGGUUUGACAGAUCUAUGACACUUGUUAGUGUUCAUCCAGGUGUCUUUUGUGACAGUGUGUUCACAAAUAUUGUACUGUGCAUUCCAACCAAUGACCUAUGUAGAAUAUUUCUGCUGUACUGACUGGACUUUACAGUCAAUAAUUCUAAAUGAGUGAAAUUUUCUUAAGAAAAAAAAAUGUCAAACCCUCUGAUGUAUGAAUAUGUAUUCUGGUCUUUGUGUGGUUUUACAUUUCACUAACUGAAAUAAUUUUUAAAGGGGGAGAAGAAGAAGAAGAGGGUGUGGGGACAAUCACAAAUGUACCUGUGUCCAGAACAAAUCUCUGCAUUCAUUAAAGACGGUGGAUUCAGUUGUA
Messenger RNA from Taeniopygia guttata (zebra finch), 5733 nucleotides. RefSeq names its product tolloid like 2 (gene TLL2). Gene Ontology annotation, molecular function: zinc ion binding; metalloendopeptidase activity; calcium ion binding. NCBI's taxonomy places the organism in Eukaryota, Metazoa, Chordata, Aves, Passeriformes, Estrildidae. The record is from RefSeq and is a predicted model, not a curated record. Gene Ontology annotation, biological process: proteolysis.